Myotis daubentonii (Daubenton's bat) is the source of this 1713-nucleotide messenger RNA. RefSeq names its product secreted frizzled related protein 5 (gene SFRP5). Gene Ontology annotation, biological process: non-canonical Wnt signaling pathway; canonical Wnt signaling pathway. NCBI's taxonomy places the organism in Eukaryota, Metazoa, Chordata, Mammalia, Chiroptera, Vespertilionidae. Gene Ontology annotation, molecular function: Wnt-protein binding. The record is from RefSeq and is a predicted model, not a curated record.
CACCCACUCCGACGACUCCGGCUGCCGUGUCUGGAGGGGAACGUGGUGGCAGGAGCACACGGGGCAGCUGGGGGCGCCGCGCAUCGAGCGGCGGGGACCGCGCAGCCAUGCGGGCGGCGGCGGGGGGCGCGCGGGCCGCGGCGAUGGCGCUGCUGCUGGGGGCGCUGCGCUGGGCGCCGGCGCGCGGGCAGGAGUACGACUACUACGGCUGGCAGACGGAGCCGCUGCACGGGCGCUCGUACUCCAAGCCCCCGAAGUGCCUCGACAUCCCCGCGGACCUGCCGCUCUGCCACACCGUGGGCUACAAGCGCAUGCGGCUGCCCAACCUGCUGGAGCACGAGAGCCUGGCCGAGGUGAAGCAGCAGGCGAGCAGCUGGCUGCCGCUGCUGGCCAAGCGCUGCCACUCGGACACGCAGGUCUUCCUCUGCUCGCUCUUCGCGCCCGUCUGCCUGGACCAGCCCAUCUACCCGUGCCGCUCGCUGUGCGAGGCCGUGCGCGCCGGCUGCGCGCCGCUCAUGGAGGCCUACGGCUUCCCCUGGCCCGAGAUGCUGCACUGCCACAAGUUCCCCCUGGACAACGACCUCUGCAUCGCUGUGCAGUUCGGGCACCUGCCCGCCACCGCGCCUCCAGUGACCAAGAUCUGCGCCCAGUGUGAGAUGGAGCACAACGCGGACGGCCUCAUGGAGCAGAUGUGCUCCAGUGACUUCGUGGUCAAAAUGCGCAUCAAGGAGAUCAAGAUAGAGAACGGGGACCGGAAGCUGAUCGGAGCGCAGAAAAAGAAGAAGCUGCUCAAGCCGGGCCCCCUGAAGCGCAAGGACACCAAGCGGCUGGUCCUGCACAUGAAGAAUGGUGCGGGCUGCCCCUGCCCACAACUGGACAGCCUGGCCGGCAGCUUCCUGGUCAUGGGCCGCAAGGUGGACGGACAGCUGCUGCUCAUGGCCGUCUACCGCUGGGACAAGAAGAAUAAGGAGAUGAAGUUCGCUGUCAAAUUCAUGUUCUCCUACCCCUGCUCCCUCUACUACCCCUUCUUCUACGGGGCUGCUGAGCCCCACUGAAGGGGCCCUCGCAGCGGUGCCUUGCCCCGUCCCUGCCCUGGGGCACACUGUCACCUCCUGCCCCGAGUGCCAGCACAGGCCCUGAGGGAUGGGCAUGGAGCCCAAGCUGUCCUUGACUGAGGGCUUUUGGGGUAUCUGGGAGCUUCCUCUCUUAAACAUAAGUCUUUUUCUUUUGAGGGGAAACCCCCCGGGGUCUCAAAAAGUAGGCAGGGAGGAGAGACGGAGGGAAGGGUAGAGGGGCUAUGCGCAGCCGAGGCGGUUUCUGUAGGGGACCAUGGUGCAGCUCCCCUCUGCUUUGGAGAGGGGAGUCUGGAUAUGAGGCUGAACUACUUGGAGGAAGUUCUCCACCCUCACUGCCCCUCCAUGUGUCCUCUCGUAGCCCCCAAAGGCACUAGGGUCACAGUGCCCUCCAGCCACACCUCCCUACUGUCCUCAUCUCUGCCAAGUCCCUUCCCCCUAGACUGGAGAGAAGCCCUGCCUAGAUCCCCUCCCAUAAGCUCGCUUCUUGGGGUUCAUUCCUCAGCCCCUGCAUGUCCCCUUUAUCUUGACGAGUAACUUAUUGCUACUGCUGUGAGGCCACAGGUAGACUGAUGCAGGUAGGGUUUGGUGUUUAAUGGUUGUUGUUUUUUUAUUUUUAAUUAAAUCAAAGAAAACAACA